Molecule: messenger RNA, 6237 nt
Organism: Oenanthe melanoleuca
Lineage: Eukaryota; Metazoa; Chordata; Aves; Passeriformes; Muscicapidae
Gene: TMEM168
Product: transmembrane protein 168
Exons: 5
Coding region: 155-2314 (719 amino acids)
Source: RefSeq, a predicted model, not a curated record
CCGUAGCGGGAAGAGCCGCGCUCGGCCUCGACAUGGCGGCGGCCUGCGCGGGGGGCGGGAAGGCUCCGGGCCGCCUGCUGAGGAUUUCAAGGAUUCUUGACCACUGUUACUGAAAUGAUAUUACAGAGGGCAGCAGUUGCAUUGUGUUCAUUGGAUGAAACCCAGAUAUUUGCUGUCAGUCAAGUGGGUGAAGGCCCUAACUGCAGUUUACAUGUGUAGGUCACUGCGUUACUGCGUCAGUCACUGUCUCUAUGCAGCAAUGACAAGGCUUGAGGAAGCAAACAGAGAAGUGAACAUGCACUCAUCAGUCAGGUACCUUGGCUAUCUCGCCCGAAUCAACCUACUGGUUGCCAUUUGCAUGGGCCUUUAUGUCAGGUGGGAAAAAACUGCAGAUGCACUGAUUUUGGUAAUAUUUAUUCUGGGGCUCUUUGUUCUUGGAAUUGCUAGCAUACUGUACUACUAUUUUUCAAUGGAAACAGCAAGUUUGAGUCUCUCCAAUCUUUGGUUUGGUUUUUUGCUUGGCCUUCUCUGUUUUCUCAAUAAUUCUGCCUUCAAAACGGAUGUGAAAGAAGAAGCUACAAAAUAUUUGCUUCUCUCUGCCAUUGUUUUAAGGAUAUUAUGUGCUUUAGUUGAGAGGAUUUGUGGUUGUGUCCAUCAUCGGCCGACUCUGCUGACAACGGUUGAAUUUUUGGAGCUAGUUGGAUUUGCAAUUGCCAGCACAACUAUGCUGGUAGAAAAAUCUGUAAGCAUUAUUUUGUUGGUCCUGGCUUUGGCCAUGUUGAUUAUUGACUUACGUAUGAAGUCUUUUUUGGCAAUUCCAAAUUUGGCAAUUUUUGGAGCCAUUGCAUCCCUACUCUUUUUUCCAUCACUGGAAAUCCCCACAAACCCUUUUGCCUUGGCAUGUUUCUUCAGCUGCCUCAUUUCAGAUCCCCUUCUGGACGUUUACUUCAGUGGACUUUCUGUUACUGAGCGAUGGAAGCCCUACCUGUACCGUGGUAAAAUUUGCAGGCGGCUUUCUGUCAUCUCAGUUGGAGUCAUUGAACUCAUCUUUUUCAUUCUUGCAGCCUUUAAACUACGUGAUUUGGGUCUCUGGUAUUUUGUGAUACCUGGUUUUUCUGUUUUUGGGAUUUUCUGGAUGAUCUGUCAUGUGAUCUUUUUUAUAACGCUGUGGGGAUUUCACACAAAGCUGAAUGACUGCCACAGGGUGUACUAUACUCACCGUGCAGAAAGCAACAGCCUGGACAGAGUCAUGGCAUCUAAAGGAAUGCGUCACUUCUGUUUGAUCUCAGAACAGCUGGUAUUUUUCAGCCUUGUUGCGACUGCUGUUUUGGGAGCUGUCUCUUGGCAGCCAACCAAUGGGAUCUUCAUGAGUGCAUUUCUCAUCGUUCUGCCUUUGGAGUCCAUGGCUCAUGGGCUUUUCCAUGAGCUGGGAAACUGCUUGGGUGGAACAUGUGUUGGGUAUGCUGUUGUGAUUCCCACCAACUUUUGCAGUCCUGAUGGUCAACCAACUCUUCUUCCACCUGAGCAUGUCCAAGAGUUGAAUCUCAGGUCUACUGGCAUGCUUAAUGCCAUCCAAAGAUUUUUUGCAUAUCACAUGAUUGAGACAUACGGCUGUGACUACUCUACAAGCGGACUGACCUUUGACACCCUCCACUCCAAGAUCAAGUCUUUUCUAGAACUUCGGACUGUGGAUGGACCCAGACAUGAUACCUACAUUCUGUAUUACAGUGGUCACUCACAUGGCACUGGUGAAUGGGCACUGGCAGGGGGUGAUGCUUUACGACUUGACACGCUGUUGGAGUGGUGGAGAGAAAAGAACGGCACUUUUUGUUCUCGACUGAUCAUUGUUUUAGACUGCGAGAACUCUCAGCCUUGGGUUAAAGAAGUAAGAAAAGUAAAUGAUCAGUAUGUUGCUGUGCAAGGAGCAGAAAUGGCCAAAGUUGUAGACAUCGAGGAAGCAGACCCUCCACAGCUUGGUGACUUCACCAGGCAAUGGGUGGAGUACAACUGUAACCCUGACAGCAACAUCAGCUGGUCUGAGAAGGGGCGCACGGUGAAAGCGGUGUACGGUGUGUCAAAGCACUGGAGCGACUACACUCUGCAUUUGCCAACGGGCAGCGAUGUUGCCAAACACUGGAUGAUGUACUUCCCACGCAUCACCUAUCCAUUAGUACAUUUGGCAAACUGGUUUUGUGGUCUCAAUCUGUUCUGGGUCUGUAAAGCGUGCUUUAGGUGCUUAAAAAGAUUGAAAAUGAGUUGGUUUCUUCCCACAGUGCUGGAUACAGGACAGGGCUUCAAACUCGUCAAAUCCUAAUCAGCAACCAAAGAGAAAAUGAAGUGAGAACUCUGUGAACUUUCUCACUGUACCAUACUUAAAACUUUUUCUAUGACUAUUUUUCUCUGAAAAAGUCUGCUCUACUCACUUUAUUCAGCUUUUUGAGCAGCUACAGUAUAUGCAACAGUUAGAAAUUGCAAUCUUAAACAGAAGAGGGUAGAACUAUGAUAUUUUGAAUUUUGUAACAUGCACGUAUAUAAGAGACUUAUUUAAUAUGACCAUACAUUUUGGAGACAGGUCACAUGUUCAUAUGCCUUAUUUAAGGCAGCCUUUGUUUAUUUGAUGGACAGGAGCUCCUGUGAAUGCUAUACCAUGCUAAUCUGUCAUUUAUGUUCACUAUAUAGUUUAAAAACAGGAAAGGAACCAAGCUAGUACUCCAGUCAAUUUACAUGUCCUUGAAAUUAGGUGGUGGAGUCACUGAGCCAAAAACUCCAGAAUAUAUAGCUACUCUAUAUAAGUAGCUACCAAGAAGCUUUAGUUUUAUUUGCUUUUACAUCUUGUGCCCUGCCUCAGUUCUCUAUUGCCAUCAGUGGAAAUUUGCCAUGGAAAACAAGGAAAUCAGACAACCCUCUUAUGCUCUGAUGCUUGUCAGAUGGUGUGUUCUGAAGUGAGUUUUAAAAACAUUCAGUGUUACUUUCAACAUUAAAUAUCUUGCUGGUGAUCUUCGAGCAUACAUUCCCAGUAGUUAAUUCAUACUUGGAAUAAAAACUGCACUGAGCUUUUUUCCCUCACCUGUUAGGUGAUUCUGAAUUUUCCUGGCUCUUACUAGUUUGUAUUUUGUAAAGCUACUCUGGAGAAAACAAAGCAAAACAAAACCCAACGGAUUUAACAAAGAAAAUCAUCCAUAGAAAAAAAAUGGGAAUACAAGUGUUGCCUUGCUUCCAUGUUUAUGUGAAGUCAUUGGUGUGCCUAAGAUCUUCAUUCUGUGAAAUUCUGACUACAGAGUUGGACCACUGAGUUCAUUAUUUAUUAAAACCACAGGCAAAAUUUGUUUGAAUGGAUUAUUCUCUUGGGAGAAGAGGGUAUCCUCAGUAUUGCUUAAGUCUUUUCUUCGACCCACAAGGUCUAAGUUUAGGAUGGGGCUCUAGAAAUCCUUUCCAAUCAGUCAUAUAAGCUUCAUGGCUUUUUUAUGCUGUUUUCUCAAGUACAAAAAAUAAGGGGUAAAACAAGUAAGUGGCUAAGACAGUAAAAUUUGUGGUGGUUUAUUUGCAUAUGUGUGUGCAAUUCAGUAGACCUAUAGUUUGCUUUUUUUCUGUUUCCAUCAGUAUUUUAAUAAAAGUAUUGGGGAGUAGCUGAUAUUUGUCUAAAAUGCAACUUACUAAUUUUUUUUAAAUUUAAAUACAUGCAAAUAGUAUGUAGCUCUUGCAGUCUGCUUUUAUGGCUUUUUCUAAUGCCAUUUGAGCUUUCUAGCCAUAUAGAAAAUCUGCUAACAGUGAUAACCAUCAAUAACUCCCAAAUUAAAUAAUAAAAACCACAACAGCCAAUUGUACCCACCAAUUUCAAAAUGGUGAUUUUCUCAGAGGUACAAGUGGCAGCCACUACAUUUCUUAAUUAGUAUGUAUUACACAAUGUUUAGCAACACACCACCUCCCACACUGCUUUCCCUUUCUCCAUCCCCUUCCAUUACAUGAAAAGGAGAUAAAGAAAUUACAGAUAAAUUAUAUCCUGUGAGGACUCAAUGCCUUUGGUCAUCUCUGAGUAAAUGUGAUUACAGCUCUGUCAGUAAGGCUGUUGUCAGUAAGGACAGAGAGUUCUCACACCAUCUGACUUCAGGUAUCCAACUUAAGUUCCUAAUGUGGGAGCCAGAGCUAGGAGUCAUCUCAUUUAAAUUCAGAUGUCCAAAAGCCAGAUAUCUGAAUCCAUACUAGUGACCUUAAGUGCUCCACUGCUCAUUAGCAAGGAGAAGUAAAUAUUUCCAGAGGAAAACUGAUAUGGUCUCUAUUGUAGGAUGAAUUUUCCUGUGAUUGAGGGCAUUACAUUUUUGUUUUGCUUUCUUGUGCCAAAGGUCAAGCAGACAAAUCCCUUAUUUCUCUUGAAUAACCUUAGAACACCUGUAAGCUAUACUGUGGAGCCUGAGCUGGGUACCUAAGCUCCUUGUUCAAGCACAUAAACUUCAAGCACAAAUACUUGAAGUUGGGUUGAACAAGCAUCCAUCAGAUUGCAGAAGAGCAGCACUGCCUUCUGCAGAAGUCACUGUCUUCCUUUCCUGGUCAUCAGCUAUUGAGUAUAGAUUCAUAAAGGCUGCCUUUGCUUUUGGUUUGUAAAAUCAUCAUUAUUUUGACUUCUUUUUCAGUAAAAGUUCACCUGAUUGCAUCAUAAACUGUUACAGCUUGGGCCUUAGAAAUUUUUAAUAAGGUCCCCAUAAACACGUGAUAGUAACCCUGGGAACAUCUGAAGCUUUAAAUAUCAACCAUAACACCUGCCACUAACUAUAAUUGACAGAUCUUAAUGGAUAAAUUUCUACGUGCUACUGUUAGGUGUUUAUGGUCAUCAUCUGUAUCUUUCUUUUUGUUCAUGAAGGGGAACACAAAAAGUGUGGGAUUCCUGACCCCUCCUGAAUCUGUGAGCAGGAAUCUGCUAUGCAGUGCAGUGAUAGACUUAGCUCUGGGCAGAAUAAAUGCAACAGUUUGUCCUGCUGUUUUGCCUCUGGAUAUUAAAUGGUUUCCAGCUUACUUACCAAAGUUAGACUUUUUCCUAGGAUAGGCUGGUUGAUAUUGAGCUGUUUGCUGGCAGAUAAAGAGCUGGAAAACAGAGCAAAAAUACUAUUUGCAAAGUUAAUCAUGUGUUUGCAGAUUUGUUUCUAUUUUCUCAAUAAUAGAUCUCUGGUUUUCUGAAAUUGUUCUGACAUGAGCUAAGAUGUUCCUACUUCUGAUAUCGUUACUGUUUUAAACAGCAAAGGCAUGGUGAAAAUGCUAACUUUAAAAGAAAUGUUUACAGCUGUUUAAAUUAUGAGGCCUUUUUGGACAAAGAGACUGUCCUGUGUUUCAAAACACAAUCAAACCAGGGCUAUGGAUGAUGAGGACUUCAGCUUCAUCAGUUCUUCACUUCUGCACUGACUUAUAUCAAGGCAUCCUACAGUGACCCACGUUCCCAGGUGGAAUUUCUCUCCAGCUCCUGGUGCUUACUCCUCUCCACAGGUCUCUGCCCAGCCUCAGGCAUGUGCCUGAGGGAGAAACACUGGGAGCUCCUGUAAUCCAAGUGAGGAGUUAUCCUUGUGCUGUUCCUGUAUAAAAGACAAGGCCUGAAAGAAAUUUAAAUCUAAUUCCAAAGAAUGUUACAUAUGCUAUCAAUUACGUACAUGUUGUUUAGUGGUAAUGUGUACAAAUUUCUGGGUAGAGAAGAACUUUUAUGCAAGGUUUGUCUCUGUAUUGUAUAUUCAGACAUUUUGCUAUAAACUUUGUUUAAAUUUGUGUCACAGCAUAAUUGUAUGUUGACUUUGUUUCAUUUACCUCGUGCAUAAUAUCAGCCAUGCUGAAACAUGCAAAUGCACUGAGUCCUACAAAUGUAGGUCUUUUAAAGGGGUUCAAAUUGCAUAUUCACAGUAGUAUUUUUCUCUAAACAAGUAUUGGAGGGAAAAAAAAGCCAUUAUUCUUCAUUUUUGCACUACUAGAGUUAUGUAUUUGCAGUUCCUUAUGCUUUGUAUGCCUUGUAGUUGUUGUCCAGUCUUCAGCUCAAGUUUUUCCCAAAUAAUUUUGUUUAUUUUGUAAAAGCAUAGUUAAUGCUAUGCUAGCAGUAAGUGUGUCUGUUGCCAGCAUAGACAAUGAAAUAGGAUUAAUUUUCUUGUUUAUAAAUACCUUUUGUGGGAGACUUUUUACUGAAUAUAUGGUUUUUAGAUAUGUAAAUAGAUUUUUUGAGUGUAUUUGUGAUACUACUUAAAUAUAUUUUGCUGGUUUUGAUGCUCA